Messenger RNA from Larimichthys crocea (large yellow croaker), 8788 nucleotides. It is a transcript of the gene tlcd3a, whose product is annotated as TLC domain containing 3A. The record is from RefSeq and is a predicted model, not a curated record. Gene Ontology annotation, cellular component: endoplasmic reticulum; membrane. NCBI's taxonomy places the organism in Eukaryota, Metazoa, Chordata, Actinopteri, Sciaenidae. The transcript is spliced from 5 exons. The coding region runs from base 289 to 1119 and encodes 276 amino acids. Gene Ontology annotation, biological process: lipid homeostasis.
ACGGAAGCUUCCGCUCGUUUCCUUUGACUUUAGCUCGACAGUGGUGCUGCUGCUGAGCGUCAGCAGUGUGUGUGUGUGUGUGUGUGUGUGUAAGAGAGAGAGAGAGAGAGAGAGAGAGAGAGAGAGAGAGAGAGAGUGGUGGUGGAUGGUGGACUGUUCCCGGUGAAAAACACCGACCCCCGGCCUCACGGAAAAUGCCUCACCGCCGCGUGUAGACGGCCGAAGCUCGCGGAGGGGGAGAGAGUCAGGUCUCCAGGCAGCGGAAAAUAGAGGAAAAUAAAAGGCAGGAUGUUGCAAGUUUUAGCUUGUGGCGCCGUAGUUUUCCCCGGUCUCUUCUUCGCCUUCAGGAGGAUCCUGCCGUGUGUGUUCAAACACUGGAGCGAUGCCGACGUGGUGCUGGUCAGCGAGAGACUGGUGUCUUCUAUCCAUGCCAUCAUGGCAACCACGGCCGGAGUCAUCGUCGUGUCAUCAUGCCGGGGCAACAUCAUUAACGACAGGCACUGGCUGGCCACCUACUUUGUCAUCUGGUAUGGUGUGCCCUACAUGACAUACGACAUCUUCGCCAUGUAUCUCAGUCACUACUAUCGCUUCCGCAUCAAAGGGCACGAGGAGUACAAGCAGCAUUCGCUGAGGACCGUAAACUCCUUCGUGCGCAGAGAGUUCCUGCUGGUGUUGCAUCACAUCGCCCUGCUCACUAUCCUGCUGCCUGUCACACUGUUCUUCAGAAGGGACCAGGGGGAUUUCUUCAUCGGCUGCUUGUUUCUAACAGAGCUCAGCACACCCUUUGUCUCCCUGGGGAAGAUACUUAUUCAGCUCAGCCUCCAGGAUUGCUGGGUGCACAAGGCCAAUGGCGGUAUGGUACUACUCACCUUCUUUAUGUGCCGCAUCGCCUUGUUCCCCUACAUGUACUGGGUGUAUGGCAGCCACUACAACAUCCCGCUCUACAGCGUGCCCUUCCACCUGCCGUUGUCCGCCAACCUGGGAAGUUGUUGCAUCCUAGCGCCGCAGGUCUACUGGUUUGUCCUGCUUUGCCGGAAGGGCUACCGUCUGUACCGGCGUAGCCGUAUGGCGAACUCGUCUUCUGCGGCUCCUGUCAUUGACAAUAGGAAGGAUGAUUGAUAUCCGGUUCACGAUUGCCCGCUCAAGCCGCACACUCAGCUACUAACGCAACUACUUCUGCAAAGGCACUAGUCUGACUUAACACAUUUCAAACCCCACCAUUGUACUGUAGUACACCAGGACUGCCUGCUCUUGUCCCACAACUCCGGGCAUUUUCCGCACACUUUAACUCCUCUAUUACAAAUCUGCUGCCUAAGUGGACCUCUCUACCAAUCCAAUUCUACUACUGAAGUUUGAUGAUUUGGGUUUAUCUAUUUUUUUUUUUUGGAUUUGGCUCUUGCCUGGAUCUUGUUGAAGUGCUACACUACAUCUGUUAACAUUUAUAACACUGAAGAAAGAUGUUUGCUUCCCUGCGAGUAUACAUGGGAGUAAAAGCACCGGAAACUGAAGAAGAGCCUCCGUUGAGAGACAUUAUCUUAUCUCUUACUCCUACUGUGUUUACAGCCUCUGCUGAUUUGGAAGGUCUGUUACAGUGUGCGUGUGAGACUUGCUGUUAUGACAGGUUGUAUUUAUUUUUAUGGUUUUGCUGUAAUGUGUUGGAUAGUUGCGUUCCCUCUUCCAUCCAUUCACUAAUCACACUGACGAGAAGGAUUAGGAAUAGUGGUGGGUGGGAUGCAAAUCCAGGCAGUAUUAGCAGGAAUAACUGUGAGGGACACGUCACCUCAUCCACAUUUGAGAGCUAAAAACAGCUACAUUUGCUAAAACCCUUAUUAAUGUGAUAGCUUCUGACUUUUCACCUCUGUUCAUUUUGUUCGCAUGCCACACCAUGGCCUCAGUUCGCCAGCAUCAAUCCCUGUCUUUCCUCUCUCUGUAACAUCCGACACACUUUCAACAGCCCUGGCUCAUUUGUUUCCCCGAAACCAGAAGCUCUGUACCCGUAGUGUGUCCCCAAGAAUCAACGCUGCAUUCAUGUUCUUGGGAAACUUCAGUUUUAACAAAGUUGAACGUUUUCAGGAAUUCAGUUUGGCAGAGUUUGGGAACAGUGGCAACAACAAGGAAUUACCUCCGUUGUGGGAACCAUUCUUUGUCAUUUUCUGUGAAGCGCAUGGCAUAAACCAGCUCCAUGCUGGGUUUUUUUUUCUUGCAUGUUAGCUUGAUACUGUAAAGUUAAGUUAUGUCCUCGAAUAUAUCACCUUAAGAAAAUACAGACCAGAUGGAUCUCAGUAUCUAAAUAUUACAAAGCCAUGAAAGGACAAGAUAGGGCCCUCUGUUAAAAAUAGCCUGUAUUUGAACUAGCGUACCCUCAAGUGCGAGGACAGCCGGAAUUGUAAAUGUCUGCUGUGUCUGUAUUAUUUGCAUAAGUUAGGAUUUUACAGAGCAGAGGGUAUGUUAGGGUUUCUUGCUACUGACGGAUUCAUCUUUUGAAUCGCUGGAGCAUCGCUGCUGCUAAGGAAACACUGCGAUGCUGACAGUCGCGGACAAAUCAGUCUUUGAGGGUCACUUGUGGUCAAAAGUCAAAGGCUUUUGGAGAUUUGUUCUUUCCUGUAAAAAAGUACCUCUGCUCUGCUCGUCAGACCACAGAGGGCCUGAAUGGGGACGCUUAAUGUAGGAUGAACUCAGGGCCAAGGUUAGAGCAAUAAGGUGAGCAGUGGCUCGCCAGGGUGGAUUGAAAUUUCUGAGCAACUACCACAAAACAUCGAGGACAUCCUGAUACAGAUCCAGUUUAGUUUCCCUGAGGCUCAGAGAUUUAUGUGCACUUGUGUAUUAACUGUUGCAUUGAGCACUUCACACAGGGUUGUAUAUACUUCCAGUUUUUAGAGAUUUGCAUCACAUUUUAGUUUAAUCUCAAAGACAAAACAUUUUAGAACUAUAUUUAGACAUCACAAUCAGACCUGAGAGGACUUUUUUUUAUAUCAUGCAGAGCAAUUAUUUGUUUUGUUGAAAUUAUAAAGACAUUUAUCUAAAAGGCAUUUAUGAGAGAAAAUCAUUUAAUAUUCCUGGUCAUUCAAGCUUUAUAGUGAACUAACCGAUUAAAAUACACGUUAAUGGCCUUUUUUUAUGUCCUGCAAAUUCAAUCUAUGCAAAAAGAGGCUGCUGCGGUGCAUGUAUACAACACUAACGUCAAGUCAUAUCGAACUGAUCCACGCCUCAAUGUACUUCUCUUGUUUGUUUUUUUUGUUUGUUUUUUUGGGGACCAUUCAUUUGUUUCUACUGUGCAUUUCUACUGGGACUCCACACUACAAAUAACAGUCUCGUGUUACAUUUCAGUUGAGUUGGAAGUUGAAAAGUCUUUGUCUGUCUUUCAAGUUUACCUCACUGAUGUUUUGAUUAAUUCAAGUUUAUGUAAUGCUGGGGAAAAAAAACAAACAAAAAAAACACGACUGUAUAUUGAUCAUUAUUAACAACUUUGUAGCAUCAUGCCGAAAAGUUUACAACUUAGCUCAGUUGACAAAUUGGACAAAGUUUUCCCGUUUGAAACUGACUUGACAGGGCUGUCACUUUUUUCAAAAAAGGUUUGAACGCAACUAAUACGAAAAAUCGUUGGAAUAAAUUUGAAUGAAACUCACUCACUAAUGUUGUUGUAAAAUUUGACAUAGCUAGCAAGCUAACGAGCUUUGUUUUUUAAUGGCAGCAAUUAGCCUUUCCCUUAUCCGCAUUUUGUUUGGGUUCAAAUCCAAAAUGUUUCCACACAUUACGCUCUCGGAAGGUUUUGUGUCAUGAUGGCUCGUUUCUUUUUUUUUUUUUUUUUGCGUUAAAGCGAGGCUUCGUAACUUUUGCCGAACAGCAGCCACUGUGAAUCUUUCAAAGCGAAAGAUGUUAAAAUAUUAGCUAACAGUAGCCACCAUAAGCUAACGGUCAUACCAGACCAAGUGAGGCUGUAGGUGGAAAUCCCGAGUCUGUCCCCUGAGUUAAGGUGAGGGUGUUUUAUUGCUUAUGAAUUCGACUUGUUUUCUUUCAUAAGUUACAUAGGCUCGCUUUAACAAAGCAAAAGCAGUGUUUGAAAUUUCGAAUAAAUCAUGACAGCCUCGUGACUUGAGGGCUCUUUUUUAAAUCUCAAUUUUUCUACCCUGAAAGAAGUCAAAAGUUUCAACUUUCAUGCAUCAAGACAGCUAAAAAAGACCAGUUGUCGCAUUAUGGGUUCUGUAGUGCUCCUGUGUGGUGGUCCUGCAGUCAGUUUCUGCACGCCACUAUGGCAGACGCAUCAGUCUCCACGUCUGGUUGGAACGGCAGUGCAGGGAAAAGGUGAUGAGUCUUGUUGUUGGUAGACUGACUGUUUGCUGACGAGCAGCGCAAGGAUGAGGCAGUAAGGAGAGCCGAGCUGCUGAAUGAUGGGCUUGUUUGUCUGGUUUGGCUGCGGCCCCAAUAGAGUGCAGGCCUCUUUUGUCCAUUGCUGACCAGGCCACUCUUACUGGAAAUAUCCCAGGCUCUUUGUCCUGGUUUCAGCUGAACUCUCCCACUCUUGUUUCGUUAUUGUUCUGUUCACCCACAGCAUCUUCUUACAUCCACUGUUGGUGGUAGUUACCUUUGACAUUAAACAAAAACAAAAUGCUGUGUUCAUCAGUUUUAUUCUUACACUUUAGUCCCUAACAAAGUUGGACUGUAGUCAUAACUAGCAGUUUAGUCACCCAUUUUUAUUUUUGUGGUCAAAAUCUGCAUGUCAUUCCUUCCCAAAUUGUGCGUCACCUCCUUCUUAUCACCUCCCUUCCAGCCUCCAAUCCUCCCGUCAUUCCUGCUCUGGUCUUUCAUUUUUACUCCUCUCAGUCUCUUGGCUGAUUUGCUCUGCAGUGAUAGAAAGUUGCUGAGAGCGUUCGCAGAGCAGAGCGUGCCCUCCCUCCUCUCUGCUGCCAUCUGUCGUCAGGAUUAUCUGCUUGUCCACUCAGCAGUUUGCAGGCAGGGCCAGUUGGGAUCAGUAGAUCCGGGCGGCCGGCCGGCUGGCCGGCCAUUUCUUAUAGAAACCGUGCAUGUAGUCUGCCGCCUUUAGACACACAUAUCUGUUUUCAGCCACCGUGUUCUCACCCUCCACUAAGUACGACAUAUGGUGUGGUUUUAAUGCUUUGGGAUUGGUUUCAUCUAAUGUUCUUUAAUGACUUUAUUAUUGGUUGAUGGACACAACAUUUAUACCAUCAUGACACAAAACAUUUUGAGGUGUAGUAAUAGUACAUCAACAGACAGAGAAUGCCCCCUCUUGAGGUUUUGCUAGAGUCAGGUUUUAGAUGUUCAGAAAGUCACUUUAAACUUCCCUUGGGCCGCGAUUUUGACCCAUUUCAUAGUUGCAGAAACUGUCAAAUCUGACAGAUAGUUGUGGAAAUAUCUGUUGCAUUUGACAGUGUUAGAUGAACUAGACUUAGCUUUGAAUUAUUGUAUUAAUAUAGAAAAUAUGACAUUCCACAAUAGAUCAUGAUCAUUAAAAGUCUUUUUUUCCUUCAUUGUGUCCCUCUGGUAACUAAGAAAGGAAAUUUCUAUAUUUGUAAGACUGUGACGAUGUCCAAAAUUCAAAUGUAAUUUCUGUACAUGAAAAAUAACACCCAUAUCAACUGAUGACUUAUCAAUACCUGAUGAUUUUUAAUAAAAAUAAAAAAAACCAAUACCUGAUGAAUUAUUCUGACCUGAAGUUAGCCUGCUACACUGACCUGACCGCAGUGUUUAGUUCUUGAAAGUUUCAUAGCCAAGGGAAGACAAGCCACCUUAUUACCAUUGCUAGCAGGCUGGAUGACUGCCUCAUGCAGUCAUGUUGCACAUAAACAGCAUUUGAUCCAAAACCUGAGAAAGAAAGAAUUACGAAAGGUUUAAGGCAUGCAGAGUACACAUAUCUUAACAGGUAUUCUUUGUCACAUGAUAGAUUCUUAUUGUAGAAAGUCUUAAGUACAUCCUCUUUGCUCAGGGUUUGAAGUUUGAUGAAGUUAACAUAUGUGUGUGUAUAGAGGUUUAUUGUAAGAUAAUGAAACAGACAGAUUCUGAAGAUGAUCUUGAAUGGUUUCUUUUCUAUAUGAUGUUUGUUUGUUUUUUCCUUAGAGUUUUCUUCUAUUUAUGCUUUCCAACAUGGCUUGUGGUAAUUUAAUUUCUAAGGGUUGGUAAACCAAAGACUGAGUUGAGCACUUGAGUUUAUCACAGUAAUUGUAUGAAGAGAGAUCCAUUUGAUUUUCAGUAUUUUAGACACGCUGUGACCCACCUCUCAUUUAAAAACAUAACUACCCUCCAACUGUAUCCUCUUUCCUUGGGUUUCCAGAAAGUGACCAACUUGUUGGGUCUGUGAUGAAUGAAAUACAGUUACCAGCUGUUAAGUUGACUCUUUACUAAGAUUUAAGUUUGGGGCAGUGACAUUUUACUACUUUGGUUUGCACACUGGUUGUGAAACUACAUCCUGAUGUACCUCUUUCUUUACCCAUAACACAUUAACAUUUGAAAAGAUGUGAUUUGUUUUCCCUGUACUUGUAUGUAAUGGUCAAAUUUAAUUGUCUGAUUCCUGUUGAAUGGGAACAUGGACACUAAAAUGAAUACGAGUACGGCUCUGCCACAUCGUGCUAACACUGGUUAGCAUAGGCCUCUGCCUAUUGGUAACACUGUUUGCUGGUUCACUGUUCAUGCAAAUGCUACAUCUUGCAUUGUCGAGUCAUAUCAACCCCCAAGCUAACAAAAACGUUUCAGCACAGGUCUUUAGGAUGCUAACACUUAAUUUAUGUCAAGUGGUUGUUCCAAACCAACACUAUAUGUUUCACUAUUAAGUUAUGGAUGCUAACAUUUCAGCAGAAUGGUCUCUAUUAAGUGAGAGUGCUCUCCAUGCUAACACUUGGUGCAGACAUGGGUCCAUGUGGCUUUAAGGCAUAAUGAGCUACAAGCUAACAAUUUAUGUUGACACAUUAUGUUAAGUUAUGGUAAGCCCCAUGCUAAUACUUUAGCCUACACUAUAUUCAGGCCACCACUGAUGAUUGAUAUGUUAGCGUUCAUUCAGUUCAGCUCCCAUAAUGUUUUGACAUCCCUCCUGUGUCUAAGACGGAUGGGAGCUGUUGUUGGAGGCUAACACCGUGUCAGACAUGCACAUUAAAGAAACUAGGAACCAAGGAGGAAAUUAUGAAUGUGGCAGGACUUUGGCUCUUUUUGGUUUGGGGUUGUAGCCCUGUAAGACUCCUGUAAGUUAGUGCAAAACACUACUGUGUCCAAACUUUGGUGUCUAUGUUCCCAUCAUGUUAAUCUUAUGUAUAUUUAGGUAAUACACCUUUUUUGAAGUUUCUGUGGAUUGUUAAGAUGUGAAUGGGAAUGAUAACUUGCACGUGGGAUCUCUUCUGCCGCCAUGAUCUUUUUUGUAUGAUUUGCUGCUUUGUCACAUUGAUUUAUGGUUGGUCUCUCUUUCCUGGGGAGUGCAGGAUUUGGCUGGGGUGGGGGGGGGUUGGGUUUGGUGGUGGGCUUUUUAAUGAAGGCUGAAUAAAGGUUUUAAAGCUAGAACAGGAUUUAAAGUUUGUGGUCUAAUGCCAUGUUCAUGUCAUAUUGGAUGUAAAUAAAACUUGAUGGAGAGUGACAUCAUUUCAUGCUGAUCCUGGAAUCCCAGGAUUAGUACUAAUUACAAGUUGUUGUUUGUCGUCACCCAAUUGGUGUCAGCAGCCGAACAUACACACAUCAUUAGUAAAAGAAAAAGUUGUAAUGACACCAGUCAGUUCUACAUCUAAAGCAUUGUCUGAACGUGUAGCCACAAUACUCUGUUUUUGGUUUCUUCUGAUACAAUGUGAAUGCGGCAUUAGGCUGAUGAAUUGCACGGGAUAACUUUGGAAACAUUUUUGAAUGAGGUGCGAAUAAUGUGUUGCUGGGACUGAUUUUGAUCUGUGGACAGUGAACCAAAUUUGGUCUCCAGUGCCUUGUGAAAAAUCUAUUUGUGAUACCCACAAAACUCAGUAUGAAAGAGCUAAGUUUGGCAGGCAGUGUUUACAGGUUGUGGCUGUAUUUAUUGUGUUUACCAUCAUCAUCAUCCUCAUCAUCCUCAUCAUCCUCAUCCUCCUCAUCCUCAUACAAAAUUACUGUCUUAGCAAGCAUCAAGAAAAGUCUCAUUGUUCAUUUUAAAAUCACAUCAUUCAUAUUUUAAGCGGUUGAAGCUAUUUGGAGAAAAAGAAAUUGCUAUGCAUCUACUGCUAGAAUGAAAAUAAAAGUUUGAUUCUGUUGAGAUUAAGCCUUUAUAUUAAUAUUUUGUAGUAUUUCAUAUUUUGUAGCAUUUAAUCUAUAUUUUGAAAUCACCAAACCACUCCCAUAAUGUUUUUUUUUUUCUAUAUGGAUAUACAUUCUCAUUUGAGGUUGAAACCCUUUAAAGAAUAGACAUAUUGUAGUCUUGAAUUUGUUUGCUGUGUUUCUGUUUUACAAAUAUCAUCUGUCAGUUUGGAGGAUGUGUACGUUUUGGAGAUUUUGGAUUUUAAUCUUGACCUGCUGUCCAUAUCACUCACUGUUCCACCAUGGGUGUGUAACUGACUUAAAUGCAGCACCUUCACAACCUUUAACACUUCCUGCCCCACAUUAUUUUUGAUAGCAUUCUAAUUUUUCAUACAUAUAUAUAUAUCUCUAUCAGAUUUGAUGCAUCUGUCCUUUUUUGUAGCGUGACCUUUUUUGAGGAAAAUUUCCUAUCUGAAGAGACUGGACUGUUUUACGAAAUAGCUUGAAAGUAUUGAUUAUAAGAGGAGUUAUGUACUGUAGCUGCAACUUGUGAAUUCAGAGCACCCCUUUAAAAUUCAAUAAAUUUGAUUUGAUAGAC